GGCACGCAUCAAUUCCAGCCAGUGAUAUACCUCAAGGAGCCCGAGACCGUUGUCGGCGUAGCCGAGGAACUGGAGUCCUUCUUCUACGUCUUCCUUUACAACUCGGUCUGCCUUCUCCGCAACAGCCUCUCUGAUGUGCAAGGACAACUGUGGAUUCCCCCACUACGCACGACUCACCGUGAACCCUUAAACCUGGAGUCCAACCUGACCCGCAGCUGGAGGGGCUCCGGCGUGUGA
This is a messenger RNA of Epithele typhae, 237 nucleotides long. RefSeq lists its product as uncharacterized. NCBI's taxonomy places the organism in Eukaryota, Fungi, Basidiomycota, Agaricomycetes, Polyporales, Epitheliaceae. The transcript has a single exon. The record is from RefSeq and is a predicted model, not a curated record. The annotation marks the transcript as partial.